This is a messenger RNA of Girardinichthys multiradiatus, 3783 nucleotides long. It is a transcript of the gene nol8, whose product is annotated as nucleolar protein 8. The coding region runs from base 263 to 3466 and encodes 1067 amino acids. The transcript is spliced from 18 exons. Gene Ontology annotation, molecular function: RNA binding. The record is from RefSeq and is a predicted model, not a curated record. NCBI's taxonomy places the organism in Eukaryota, Metazoa, Chordata, Actinopteri, Cyprinodontiformes, Goodeidae.
UGUUUUUUAAAUGUUGUUUCGUGCAUUUUAAGUGCUAACAAGUUGUUGUCUGAUAUUAAUUCAAAGUACAACGUAGGCGGAAUGUUUUUCAGAAAAGCCCCCGGAAGUAAAUGUUAGUCGGACUCGGAAGGGAGAAGCACCUGCUGCAUCCAUGUGAGGUUCUUCACCCAUCUGUAGAUGUUUGGAUUUAGAUGGCCGUGAAGGCUGCAGGCGGCUGGCGUUUGUUGUUCUUGCGCUGACUUGGUUUUGUGGAUUUGGAGCAAUGCGGCGGCUUUACGUCGGCGGGUUGAACCACGCGGUCACCCAGAAGGAUCUGAAGGAUCGGUUUGGAAAGUUCGGAGAGGUGCUGGACGUAGAGCUGCGGACCAGGAGGGACGACGAGGGUGUUCCUUACAAAACCUUCGCCUACAUCAACAUCAACAUUUCUGACGCAGACCUGAAGAAAUGUUUGACGGUUCUCAACAAAUCCAAAUGGAAAGGAGGAACCCUGCAGAUAGAAACAGCCAAGGAGAGUUUCCUCCACAGGUUGGCUCAGGAGCGUCAGGAGGCAGCAGAGCAUCUUCUUCAUAAGUCUUCAGCUGAAGGAAAGAAACAGAAUCUUCUGGACUCAUUGAGCAAAGCUGGAGUGAAAAACUUCACCAUGAAGGCUGCGGUGCCAGGCUCUGAAGUACCAGGACACAAGGACUGGGUGGUCAGUAAAUUCGGUCGGGUCCUUCCUGUGCUGCAGCUUAGGUGUCGGAAAGGCAGUAAAGCUCGAACGGUGAAGUACAACCCGUCAAAAUAUAGCCACAACAUCCGCAGGCUGGACCGGACCAGUCCAGACAAGACCAUGUCAAUCACCCAGCUCACCUGGGGGGUCGAGGGAGGAGAUGAUGACAUCAGUAAGAAGAGGAGGGGUGAGUUCCCCCCAUAUGAGCCAAUCAAACCCAAGAAAACUCGGACAGAUGCAGACGACUCCCAUAACGCUUUCAGCAGAUUCAAGCGGGCCCAGAACUCUGACAGAAACACUGAAGUCCAUCCACUCACCAACGGUUCUGAUCUGCUAACAAAUCACCGAGCAGCUCAGAAGAAAGAAAGGUGGUUUUCUGACAGCGACGCCGACUCAGACGAGGAAAUCCGCAGGCUGGUGGCCGCCCAGCAGAGCUCCCAUGGUGCACUGCAGCAGGAGGCAGAGGACGACAACCUGGAGGUGGUGGGACUCGACUACUUGGUGAAAUCAGGACCCAAAGGAGAUGAGGAAGACUAUGACUCCGCUGGCACAGAUGAACUGUUUGAAUCCAAGAGAAAUGCAGCAGCACCCCCACAGGAGAAACCUUCAUCACCGACAGCCAAACAGUUUUCAGCAAAACGCUCCGACAAGAAGAGACAAACAAAAAGAAAAACACCAUCUGGAGAUGUGUCCUCCAGUAAACCUUCAUCCUCACUGCAGAAAGACAACCCAGCUGCAGUCCACCCUGUAAUAAAACACGCUGCAGAUUCCCACAGUGAUGAGCAUGAUGAAGAGGAGGGAAACUCAUCUGACUCGUCUUCAGAUUUUGAUUUUCCAGCCUUGUUUUCUCCCAGCGUCAGCCAUCUAAGGAUCUCCUUGGCUGAUUUACAGAAGCUGGCUGAGACCAGAGUUCCCAGCAUCCUCGGAUCCGGACUGAAACUGUCCAGCCCCCCGGAGCAACCUGCACCCAAAGAAGCCAUCACGCCCGAUGAGAUCCUUGCCUCCAUCCUGGGAGACGACAGCAGCAGCGACGACGAAGAACAGAAGAAAAAGAGGAAAACAGAAGGUGAAACAUCAACGUCGCUGUGGGUCUCAGAGGGGAACACAGACGAGUGUCGGAGGAGGAAGAGGGAAAACAAACAUGGAGAAACAAAAACAUCAGAAGUUUUCAUAAAUCCACAGUCCGACUCCUCCUCUGGGAGCGAAGAGGAGAAAGAUGAGGAGGAGAAAAUGUCUACAGCAGAGGAUCAGCCUUCAUCCACCAGCUGCUCUGAGGAAGAUGAGCAGGAGGCUGGAGUCGCUCCUUGUCCAGCUCCUGCUCCAUGCAGCGAGUCCUCCUCCUGCGAAGAGGAGGAGGAAGAUCAGGCUCCUCCCCAGUUGGUGUUAGCUGCUGAGGAGGAAGAGGAGCUGCAGAAGAAGGCAAACAUGAGGAGGCUGGCUGCUCUUCAACAGAGACAGAAGGAGGCUGAGGAGCAUAAGAGGCUCAUCCAGGGAGCUCUGGCCAACCUGGAUGCUCCGCCUCCAACCUCUGGGAAACACAUCGUCUUUAGUUCGGAUGAUGACGAAGAAAAGCAGGAGGUGGAGUCAAAGAAGCCUCUGUUCCAGGACAGCCUAUCAGACAACGAAGCCACAGCUGAUGCAGCAGCUGCAGCCAAUCAGAACGCCACACAGCAGGAGGUGCAUCUGAAGCCGUCGGGUCCUCAGCUGUUUGCUGCCAGCGAAGAUGAGGAAGGUGAUGAAGAGGAGGAUGGCAGCAGAUUUGACAUCAGGCCGGAGUUUGAAGGUCGAGCUGGACAGAAGCUGAUGGUGCUACAGUCACGCUUUGGGACAGACGAGCGGUUCCGGAUGGACUCCCGGUUUCUGGAGGAAGAGGAGGAGGAGGAGGAGGAGACAGAAGCUCAGAAGAGUCUGGAGGACGAUGAGGCUCUGGAGGAGGAGAAGAAGAAGAAUCUGACCAUCCUGCAGGGCGUCCUCGGAAGCAGCCUGCAAACCAGCAGCAAGACGGCCGGCAAAGCCAAGAAGUUCAGAGACGCGUCUGCACUGCAUUACGACCCGAGCAAAGAGGAACACGCCGCAUUUGAGACCAAAACAGAUGAAACCAAGAAGGAGAGUAAGGUGACCCGCAGGAAGAAGAGGGAAGAGGCUCAGAAGCUUCCUGAAGUUUCCAAAGAUAUUUAUUUUGAGGUGUCUGGAGACCUGAAGGCUGUGUUUGGACCAAUGAACGAUGGCUCUGCUGAUGGAGAGGAGGAGAAAAACUGGGAUCAGGUUGUUGAAGAAGAGGGAGGAGGAGGAGAACAACAACUGCUGUCCUCCCUCCUGUCAGCUGAUCCCAACACUAUGUCAGAGGAAUCCACUGGGUUCAGAUUUUCCUUCUUUGGAGACGAAUCGGAGGCUGCAAGCGGAGAAACGACCGAGUACAAAGCUGAGAAGAUCCAGGCUCCGAAGGUCUCCUGGCAUCAAGACCCGCGUUUCCAUGACAGCAGCUCUGAGGAGGAGGAGGAGGAAGAGGAGGAAAAGGAAGGGCAAAGCAGCACUGGAGCUAAAAUCACAGAAGAGGAGACCCUUUCCAAGCCUGAUUUCUUCUUCUUCUCUUCUGAUGACCACAGACUGAAAGAUGGGCCCAGGUUGUUCUGUCGGACGUCCCAGCUGGAGGAGCAGAGGGAGCAGUGGCAGGAGAGGAUAAGCACGCUCAGACAGGAGUACCGCAAGAAGCAUAAAGACGCAAGGAGAAAACUGAAGACCUCUCAGAAGAGCUGAGGAUUAUGGGAAGUGAUGUCUUUGUGUUCCAGUGGACUCUUAAAUCUGAGAUGAUGUCUUCUCCGUCCUGACUUUAUGUUCUGCUUCAGCAGGUGUGAGUUAAGCAUGAAGAGUUGUUUGUUUAGUAGCUGCUGAGUUUGAGCUGGCUCUGUGCUGCAGCCAAUCAGCUACAGAGAAACAAAACCAGUUUCUAACUAAAGUAAUAAAGAAACAAAAAAUCUGAAAUAAUAAAACAUGAUGUUUGAAAUUAUUAUGUCAUUAUACUUUUUUACAGUGUUCACCCUUCAUUAAAGUAAUAAACUCAAGUUUUAACUUAA